Messenger RNA from Aureobasidium pullulans EXF-150, 332 nucleotides. RefSeq lists its product as uncharacterized. Lineage: Eukaryota; Fungi; Ascomycota; Dothideomycetes; Dothideales; Saccotheciaceae. Bases 21 to 245 code for a protein of 74 amino acids. The record is from RefSeq and is a predicted model, not a curated record. The transcript has a single exon.
CGGAUGGGUUGUACGAGACGAUGGGAGGGGCAAGAAGCGAAUUGCUGUGGCUGCUAAACCAUGUCACGCUGGUGGUAGUUGAUAGUAUUGAGGAGCGUCUCACUUCUCUGACUUGGUAUAUAGCGCUCAAUCGGGCGUCACCUUCCUCGCCUAUAACAGGCGCUUCCCGAAAUUCUUCAAUCGCAAGCCUUGGGAGACGUCCUUUCUACACAAGAGUUUCUGCAUAUCGACCAAGUAGGGCGUGAAACUGAGCUCGAAUAUCCGUUGCAGCUCGAGCAGCAGAUGAAGGGCAUCCCGCUGCCUUUGUCCUUAGGAAUGAAGCUCGAUGAAUG